AUGGCGAGGCUACGCUUGACUGUGGUCGCCCUGGCCUUGUGCUGCUGCUGCCUCAUCCACGCGCCCACGACGACAGGUGCUGCCGUCGACGCCUCAUUUCCUCGUCCUGGACUGGAGGUGGUGCAGGAGGAUACUAGAGUGGCAGUGGCUCCGCCAUCGUCGUCGUGCGGCGCGGACGACGAUCAGGCCGUCGUAGCCGGAGAGGUGGAGGCGGCCGGCGGGAGGACGAGGAUGGAUCUGGAGCUGGAGGACUACCCGGGGUCCGGCGCCAACGACCGCCACUCGCCCUGGGCCCAGCAGCGAAGGAACUGA
Miscanthus lutarioriparius is the source of this 312-nucleotide messenger RNA. The record is from the annotation of a GenBank genome assembly. Lineage: Eukaryota; Viridiplantae; Streptophyta; Magnoliopsida; Poales; Poaceae.